CCGUACGGAUCGGAUCUACCUUUUAUCUCCAGAGCAAACCAAUCUAGAAUGUACUGCCCGCCAACUCACAACAUGUCUCCCUUUUACGUCGGUGACCUCACGCUCGACCCCGUCGAUGGAGAUAGCGCCCAGCGCCAUGCGCACUGGGAUGACAGUACUGUCCAUCUCAUCGGGGACCUACCCCUCCUCUCACCCGUCUCUCCUCCCAUUCGAGCGCCCGGAGCAGAAGACAUUCUGUUUUCUUCCUCCUCUUCGACCUCAACCUCCUCUCCUCAGAUGUCUGGUCUCCGCGUGCGAGACUCGCAAUCCGCCUCGGCAGAAGCAGACGAUCACCCCGACGACGAGUGCAUGGUAAACCCCAAGAACAAAAACCGCCGCACGCAAAACCGCCAAGCGCAGCGGCGCUUCCGCGAACGCAAAGAACAACAAAAGACCGCCCUCGUCACGCGCCUCGAAGACCUCCAGCACAAGCACGACGAGCUCGCCACCCUCCUCACCACAUUCCGAACCAAAAACCACACCCUCGAAACGGAACAGACCCGCCUCACCCGCGAAGUCGACGUCCUCCGCAAAUGGCGCCGCAAGCUGCUCAGCCUAAUGUCCGAUCUCGUGCGCCAGGACGAAAUGGCGAAUGACCAGCUCACGACGAUUGCGAAGAGCUGCUCGGAUACGUGCUGGCGGAGGGGAAUCGAGUAUUCGCGGCUGCUGAUUACCAUGCAGACGCUGCUGUCGUUGUUUGAGGAGUUGCAGAUUUCGCCGGAUGGGGGGUGA
This is a messenger RNA of Aspergillus calidoustus, 771 nucleotides long. The record is from the annotation of a GenBank genome assembly. Lineage: Eukaryota; Fungi; Ascomycota; Eurotiomycetes; Eurotiales; Aspergillaceae.